GUAGCGCUUCAGGGCCAAUGCGUGAAUCAGGAAUUCAGCACUCCCACCAAGUACGCAUUCCUAGACACUAGUUCCUAGACAUCCUGCCUCCCCACUCCACCCGCUGCUGCGUGCUUUUAUUACCGCUGCCCGUCGCGCGCUCCGCUGCCCGUCUCGUCUAGUAAUUGCGUGGCUCGCCCCUGCAACCGUUAGCUCCUGCACGCAGCGAGUCCGUGCUCCCUCGGCUGCAGCGCGCCUGCCAUCAUCCCCCCUGCAUGGCGUGCCGCCUUCCCACGCCUCACUCGCAUCGCCUGCCGCUCGCCGUCAAUCGUGACCGCCAGCCGCCAUCGCCGUUGUGGGCCAUCGACGGCCCGCCUCUCCAGGCAUCGUUUGCCCCCCAGCGCGCCCGCUCGCUGCCAGCGGCGCGACGACGACGAUCAGCAGCGGUGAGGGCGAGCGGAUGGGCGCACGGCGAAGAGCGGUGGCGCGGGGAGGGACGGCAGGCGGACCUGGCGCUGCUGGUGGACGUGGAGGGGGUGAUGGUGGAUCUACAUCGCAACGGGCACAUGGAAUCCCUCAAUGCAGCUCUGUCGUCGCUGGCCUUUGACGCGCACCGCCUCUCCACGUCUCGCUACAGGGACCUCCACAGGAAGUGUGCAGGAAACUUGGAGUUGCUUCUCUCCACGCACUUCGAUGCUACGGCAUGGCCGAUCCCCUCUCUGGACGCACAGGGCAAGCAGGCGCUGGUGCAGCGACUGCUACACCUCAAGUCGCAGGAGCUGUCUCGUGCAGUGCAGCAGGGCUCCGUGCCGCUGCGGCCCGGACUCGUGGAGUUCCUACAGGCUGCGGUGACAGAUGGGGUACACGUGGCAGUGCUGGCAGGGCUGGCGAGGAGUGGGGAGGAGACAGCGAGGGCCUUGGUGCAGGGCAUGCCAGCAGCGCUGCAGCGGCAGGUGCGCGUGGUGGGCGAGGAGGACGCGAGGGAGAGUGCGUUCGGGCAGGUGGCACUGGGAGGCGGGGCGAGCGCAGGCGUGGAUGAGGCGCUCGCAGCACAAAUCGCGCAGGCUGUGCUGGCUGAGAAGCUGCGCAUAGCAGAGGAGGUGGCGCGCACGCUUAAGCUCACAGUGGACCUCGACACCCCGUCUGAGUCCCAGUGGGGCAUUGCCAUGCUGAGGGCAGCAGCGGAGGUGGUGGGAGUGCCGGUUGUACGCUGUGUGGUUCUGGCGGGCUGUCAGGCUACCGUGCAGCUGGGAGGACGAGCGGGCAUGACCACGUGUGUCAUACGAAGCAGCAUGACAUCAGGGGCGGAGUUCAGGGGUGUGCGGGCGGUGUUUGACGGCUUUGGCCCUGGCGCCCUCACCCUACCACGCCUCCUGCGCAUGCUGGCUGCUGCGCCCGCUGGCCCCUUGCCACCCCUGUGAAUGGACCCCACCCUGCUCACCGCACCGCACCGUGUGCUCGCCGCCUCAGCCCCUUGCCUGGCGGUGAACCCACCCCCUCCCCACCCCCCUCUCCAGUCCGCCAUGGCACACCGCGACUCACCCCUGGCAGCGGCUGGCUGCUCACACUGGUAGGUUGGUAGCACGGACGCAAUGUGGUGGCAGCCCACCAGCUGUUGGCCUAUGAGCACCCGCCACAACAAAAGGUGCCCUUGUCACAUGGCUCUGCCUGAGCUUGUGAUGAGUGCUGCCUGUGCUGCCUGGCUCUCCCACGUUUGCAACAGCUUGCUCAACACCUAAGCUGACUCUAGAGCCAGCAUGUCGUGCCCGUCCAACUCCACUCGCCUCAUUUCCCAAAUGCAUUGUUUGAAGCUUGGUAUUGUGGAGCAAAUGACUCCUGAGGUUCACUAUGGGGGUUGGCCUCCAAGUGUAAUUUAUGUCACAUAUGUGCUGUGCAUAUGUUAUUGUAGGCUAGAUAGGUAGGUGCAUACUCUUGGAGAGUACAACCCCUCGGCACAAAACCACCCUGCAUCUCUCUUAGAGCGUGUUCCUACCAGCCUCUUCCCAAGCAACCUCUUCCCAGACUCGCGUGCUAUAGUGUCGCAAAUUUUGACGC
This is a messenger RNA of Closterium sp. NIES-67, 2034 nucleotides long. NCBI's taxonomy places the organism in Eukaryota, Viridiplantae, Streptophyta, Zygnematophyceae, Desmidiales, Closteriaceae. The record is from the annotation of a GenBank genome assembly.